AUGGUGUACACAUGGGAUGGAGAUCUGAUGCCUCGGGACGUAGAGUGGUUGGGAUCAGAAGGAGAAUUCUCUUUGGGGGAUGGGGAGGCACCGAUGUAUACAGAGGACGGCGAUGAGCACGCGUAUCAUGGGUUCCCCUGGGAGAUUUCGGGCGGAGUAGACAGCUGGGACACGUAUGACACCAACUUCAUUGACCCCAUCGCCGAUACGUUUGCGGAUAGAGCCAAUUUCAGGAUCCCAGAAAGCUUCGAUUGGAACAGGACUACGAACUACAACUAUGCAGCCCCGGCGAAGAAGGAGAACUUUCAUGGCGUCUACAAACAAGUCAGAUCUGCCUUGGACUACAACUAUCACGUGAACUAUAUCGAAGAGCGACAGCGGCUGCAGGAUGAGAUUGUCAAGUACUGGUGCGACUCAGGAGUUCAUUCUGAUCGGCCAUGGAUCAUCUUUACAGCGGGGGCAAUGGGUGCAGGCAAGUCGAGGACGAUCUCGCAGUUGGAAGCUAGUGGUGUGGACUCGCUCCGUCUCAUGGUGAAGGUGGAUCCUGAUACAGUGAAAUACCAGUUACCUGAGAUGAAGCAUUACAUCUCUCGAAAUCCUGGGCCGAAUCCAAACAAGAACAUCAUUCUAGCAGGGCACGCCACGCAUAAUGAAUCGGGGUUCUUACAAGAGGUGAUUGUGCGAAAGCUGAUGGAGGGCAGCAAGCAUUUGAUAGUGGAUGGGUCCUUGUCCAACGCCGAGUGGUAUCGGGAAUAUCUGACGCAGAUCCGAACCAAGUAUCCUCACUACCGGAUCGGAAUCAUUCACGUCAUGUGCGAUCGAGAAAUCAUCUGGGAGAGAGUCCAGCAGCGGUGCAUCCGCACGGGGCGGUGCAUCUCCCGGCAGGUCGUCGACCUCUCUGUCGAGAUGUCGCCCAAGGCAGUCGAGCAGUUGACUCCUCUGACGGAUUUCGUGGCGAUCGCACGUAGCGAUGGAGACAUACAGGACAAGGAGCUUAUCUUCACACACCUCAGGAACACGAGCAUCCUCGACGAUUUCAAGAAGAACUUGGAGGGGGGCCAACAUCCACACUCUACGAACCUGCUGGUCUCCCCCCGUCGGACCUGCGCUACUCGUCAUGCUCGCACAGACGCCAAGUCAGCUUCUCUCACCUCCUCGCUGAAAUCCCCGAGGAAUUCCUCCCAGCUCCUCAUCAGGAGCAGGAAGGCUUGCGAAGAGCAGCAUGCUACAGCCGGCCCUGCCAUGAUCAUGGCGACGUUGGGAGGCGAGACAAUGGAACGCAUGACCCAUGGAGUCAUCGCCCCUAUCACGGCAGCAGCAUGGUAG
Messenger RNA from Guillardia theta CCMP2712, 1326 nucleotides. RefSeq lists its product as hypothetical. The transcript is spliced from 10 exons. Gene Ontology annotation, molecular function: kinase activity; ATP binding. The record is from RefSeq and is a predicted model, not a curated record. The coding region runs from base 1 to 1326 and encodes 441 amino acids. Lineage: Eukaryota; Cryptophyceae; Pyrenomonadales; Geminigeraceae.